This is a messenger RNA of Microbotryum saponariae, 2552 nucleotides long. Lineage: Eukaryota; Fungi; Basidiomycota; Microbotryomycetes; Microbotryales; Microbotryaceae. The record is from the annotation of a GenBank genome assembly.
AUGGUCUUGGCCGAUCUCGGACGCAAGCUCAACCAGGCCAUCUCGUCCUUGUCGGCGUCGUCACCGAUCGAUGAAGCUGUAAGCCCCUUGUUGUAUAGCAUUUCCAGCGGCGAUUGACCCACCCCCCACUGCGCUCCUCGCCCCUCCUUCCCCGACUCCAUCCCCGCUCCUCGUGGCUGCCCCCCCCCACGAACACCCUCCCCCCUCCCCUUCCUCCAACAGGCCCUCGACCUCACCUUGAAAACGGUCUGCACGGCGCUCCUAGAAUCGGACGUGAACGUGCAGCUCGUCAAACGGCUGCGCGACAAGGUCAAGACGAUCGUCCUGCCGCCACUGGUCGAGUUGCAGACCAGAGAUGGUAACCAGACCGAUGCGGUCGCCGGUCAGAAGGGGAAGCAAUUGAUACAUAAGGUGCGUGCGCGGAGCUGGUAGGGGCGUCGGGGGCUGUGGGGGACGUAGAAGAGGCCGAGACGGCGACGGAGACGGGCGUGAAGCCGAGCAGGGAGGGCUGACCAGACGUUCCGAGUCGUAUAGACUGUGUUCGAUCAACUCGUCGCACUCGUCGAUCCGGGAGAUGAUGCACCACCGGCGUUCAACGUAAGUCGCAAGUGGCCCAUCGUCGAGUCGCGCACUGUUGGGAACACGCUAGCUCACCCGGCCGGCCACCUUUCACUGCACGUCCGUAGCCCAAGAAAGGUCGCACCAGUGUCAUCAUGAUGGUCGGACUGCAAGGUGCCGGUAAAACAACGACAUGUACAAAGGCGAGAAAGCAAGAUCUCGAGAAUGCUUCGGCCCGACCUCCCCCGAAGAAGAGCUGACACAAUCUUCAUCACUCCCGUCCCGUUCAGCUCGCGACACAUUACACUCGGAGAGGAUUCAAGACGGCGCUCGUCUGUGCCGAUACGUUCCGAGCCGGUGCUUUUGACCAACUCAAACAGAAUGCCGUCAAAGCCAAAGUACCCUUCUUCGGCUCGUACGUAUCCGGCGAAAGCUUUUCCCUUCCCUUCGAGAGCUCACGCCUUGGGGAAUCCUUCCCGGCCACUCACAGCUACACCGAAACAGAUCCGGUCUCUAUCGCUCUCUCGGGUGUGACCAAGUUCCGUUCUGAGCGCUUCGAAGUCAUCAUCGUCGACACGUCCGGUCGGCAUCGACAAGAGAGCGAGUUGUUUGAAGAAAUGGUGCAAAUUUCGGAAGCGGUCGAGCCGGACAUGACGGUGCUCGUGUUGGAUGGAGCGAUCGGUUCGUGAUCCCGUGUUUGCUGGAGUACAGUGUCAUAUUUUGACGAUGGACUGUUGCUCUCACAGGUCAAGCCGCCGAACCACAGUCGAGAGCGUUCAAGGAUGCUUCCAACUUUGGUGCCAUCAUCGUGACUAAGCUCGAUGGACAUGCCAAAGGUGGAGGAGCCAUAUCGGCGUGAGUGGCCCGAAUGGAUCCGAAAUCAGGUGUUUCUCGAUAGGAAGCUGCUGAUUGUGCUCCCCUCUGCUUAGCGUCGCGGCCACCAAAACACCCAUCAUUUUCAUCGGCACAGGAGAGCACCUCCACGAUCUAGAGAAAUUCGCCCCUCGACCUUUCAUCUCCAAGAUGCUCGGCAUGGGUGAUCUUACGGGUCUCGUGGAGCAUGCGCAAGAGAUGGCAAAGGCGAACCCUCAACGACGGGAGAACCUGAUGAAGAAGUUGGAGAAGGGCGAGUUCACGAUUGCGGAUCUGAAGGAGCAGAUGGCUACCAUCACGGGGAUGUGAGUAUCAGGACCACACUUCACAAUUUGCAGGGUCCGUCAUCUAACCUCGUUGCGCUCCAUCACGCCAGGGGGCCGUUAUCAAAACUGACAUCAAUGAUACCUGGAAUGGGGGACAUGAUGGGCGGUAACGCCGACGAAGCGGCCAAGCGAAUGCGUCGUAUCGCCUUCAUCUUUGACUCGAUGACGCAGGAAGAACUCGCCUCCGACGGGAGUCUGUUCCGGCCAUUGAAGAAGGGGGAGAAGAAGAAGGAAUCGACCAAAACCAAGGCCAAGUUUUCAAACGCGGCGACCACAUCUCGAUCCGUUAAAGGCAAGGACAAGGAGAACGCUUCUACCGUGGCGAAAGAAGAGAAGAAGGUCGAAGAGAAGGACUUGCCCGAGAUGGCGCCGAGGGAACCGAAUCCGAGGGUGCUGCGCAUCGCUCGAGGGUCGGGGACGACAGUCGAUGAAGUCGAGGAGUUGUUGGCGCAACACCAGAUGUUCUCUGGAAUGGUCAAACAGGCGGGUGGGAAGACUGGGUGGGCUUCGAGAAUGCAACAACAGCAAGCAAUGGCUGCUCGGAGAGGGGGAGCGGGGGCAGGGAUGGGAGGGAUGCCACCGAUGGGUCCGGACGGGAUGCCCGAUUUGUCCAAAUUGACGCCCGCGCAGCAGGAGCGUAUGAAUCAGAUGAUGGGACAAAUGAAUCCGGGGAUAAUGUCCCAGAUGGCGAGCUUGAUGGGCGGGGGAGGCAUGCCGGGGAUGGGCGGGGCAGGGGGAAUACCGGAUAUGUCCAAGUUGAUGAGCAUGUUCGGGGGUGGAGGCGGGGCGAGAUGA